This is a messenger RNA of Coregonus sp. 'balchen', 7340 nucleotides long. Lineage: Eukaryota; Metazoa; Chordata; Actinopteri; Salmoniformes; Salmonidae. The record is from the annotation of a GenBank genome assembly.
GAUUUAAUGAUGCCUUCUAUCUCACAUUCCCAGGAGCGUUUAUGAUCCCAUUCCUGAUCCUGCUGGUUCUGGAGGGGAUUCCACUGCUGCACCUGGAGUUCGCUAUCGGACAGCGCCUCAGGAGCGGCAGUGUGGGAGUGUGGACGGCCAUUAACCCAUAUCUGACUGGUGUUGGUGACUCCAACGGAAACAGUAGAAUACCCUGUGUACUGCGGUUAGAGAAGCACGUGGUUAGCUGACCACAAAACGUCCAACGUCAAAAAGAAAGUUCUGCAGUCUUCAAAGUGAGGUUAUCAUGUUUGCAGAGUGUGUAUCUAUCUUCUCCUUCUUAUGGCCAGCAUCCCAAAUGGCACCCUAUUCCCUACAUAGUGAACUAUCUUCGACCAGAGGCCUAUGAGUCCUGGUCGAAAGUAGUAUAGGGCUCUGGUUAAAAGUACCACAUACGUUGCCAUUUGGGAUACAGCCAUAACAGACCUUACCUCACUGACAUGUAGUGAUAUCUGGAAUAACACCUCAGGCAGAGGCUGGUGGCAGGCGCUAUAGGAGGACGGGAUCAUUGUAAUGGCUGGAAUGGAUUAAUGAAACGUAUCAAACACAUCAAACAUAUGGAAACCAUUCCAGCCAUUACAAUGAACCCGUCCUCCUAUAGCUCUUCCCACCAGCCACCACUGGCAUGUGGUGAUGUCUGGAACGAUUGUGUCCUGCAGGCGUCGCCUCCUUGUCAGUCUCCUUCCUGGUGGGCAUGUACUACAACACUAUCAUCGCCUGGGUGAUGUGGUACUUCUUCAACUCCUUCCAGAGCCCUCUGCCGUGGAGUCAGUGUCCUGUCAACGCCAACCUGACGGGUGUGUUCAUAUUCUGCAUGGAUUUAAAGUCACAGUUCACUACAAACUCUAAUUUAGCUUAUAUUCUGAGGCAUCUAGAUGGAUCUACAGAAGUCAUUAUCAGGCUAAAUGCUGUUGGACUGGCCUUUGGGUGUAACAGUGUUUUUGCCGCCCCCUGUAGCUCUGGUAUCAGAAUGCGCCCGGAGUUCCCCAGUGGAUUAUUUCUGGUACAGAGACACCCUCAACACGUCCGCAUCCAUAGGGGACUCUGGAGGACUGCAGUGGUGGAUGGUGUUGUGUCUACUGUGUGCCUGGCUGGUGUUGUACGUCUGCUGCCUUCGUGGCAUUGAGACAACUGGCAAGGUACGAUACCCCGUCCCAUUCAGACAACUGGCAAGGUACGAUACCCCGUCCCAUUCAGACAACUGGCAAGGUACGAUACCCCGUCCCAUUCAGACCACUGGCAAGGUACGAUACCCCGUCCCAUUGAGACCACUGACAAGGUACGAUACCCAGUCCCAUUGAGACCACUGGCAAGGUACGAUACCCCGUCCCAUUCAGACUACUGGUAAGGUACGAUACCCAUUCCCAUUGAGACCACUGGUAAGGUACGAUACCCCGUCCCAUUCAGACUACUGGCAAGGUACGAUACCCCGUCCCAUUCAGACUACUGGUAAGGUACGAUACCCAUUCCCAUUGAGACCACUGGUAAGGUACGAUACCCCGUCCCAUUCAGACUACUGGUAAGGUACGAUACCCAUUCCCAUUGAGACAACUGGUAAGGUACGAUACCCAUUCCCAUUGAGACCACUGGUAAGGUACGAUACCCAUUCUCAUUGAGACCACUGGUAAGGUACGAUACCCAUUCCCAUUGAGACCAGUGGCAAGGUACGAUACCCCGUCCCAUUCAGACUACUGGUAAGGUACGAUACCCAUUCCCAUUGAGACAACUGGUAAGGUACGAUACCCAUUCCCAUUGAGACCACUGGUAAGGUACGAUACCCAUUCUCAUUGAGACCACUGGUAAGGUACGAUACCCAUUCCCAUUGAGACCAGUGGCAAGGUACGAUACCCAUUCCCAUUCAGACUACUGGCAAGGUACGAUACCCAUUCCCAUUCAGACAACUGGCAAGGUACGAUACCCAGUCCCAUUCAGACUACUGGCAAGGUACGAUACCCAUUCCCAUUGAGACCACUGGCAAGGUACGAUACCCAUUCCCAUUCAGACUACUGGCAAGGUACGAUACCCAUUCCCAUUCAGACAACUGGCAAGGUACGAUACCCAGUCCCAUUCAGACUACUGGCAAGGUACGAUACCCAUUCCCAUUACGACCACUGGCAAGGUACGAUACCCAUUCCCAUUGAGAUCACUGGUAAGGUACGAUGCCCAUUCCCAUUACGACCACUGGUAAGGUACGAUACCCAGUCCCAUCUAGAAUACUGGUAAGGUACGAUACCCAGUCCCAUCUAGAAUACUGGUAAGGUACGAUGCCCAUUCCCAUUGAGAUCACUGGCAAGGUACGAUACCCAGUCCCAUCUAGAAUACUGGUAAGGUACGAUACCCAGUCCCAUUGAGAUCACUGGUAAGGUACGAUACCCAGUCCCAUCUAGAAUACUGGUAAGGUACGAUGCCCAUUCCCAUUGAGAUCACUGGCAAGGUACGAUACCCAGUCCCAUUGAGAAGACUGGCAAGGUACGAUACCCAGUCCCAUUGAGAAGACUGGCAAGGUACGAUACACUGUCUCUUCGGGUUCUGUUCAGAUAGGAUUCUAGACUUAGUUUGAGGUGUUUUCCACAAUAUGGUACUUUUUUACAUUUCAGUGCUAUUUAGUGGAUUGAAAUGUAGUUUAUAGUUCACCUUCUCCAGUGGACUAUCAUCCAUUACAAGGUGGUUCUGCCCUCUCUGUCUUCACAGGCAGUGUACAUAACAUCCACUCUGCCCUACGUGGUGCUCACCAUCUUCCUGAUCAGAGGGCUGACUCUCAAAGGUUCUCUGGAUGGAAUAAAGUUCCUCUUCACACCUGAUGUAAGUACAUCCUCUCAAAGUGAUAGUUCACCCCAAAAAUGUUAGUUUCUCAGAUGUUUUUCAGGCCUGAGUUCCCUUUGUUGUGUGCGGUAUACAUUGAUGAUUGUAUUCUCAUAGUUGAAUGAGUUGAUGAACCCGUCCACCUGGCUGGAUGCAGGUGCCCAGGUGUUCUACUCUUUCUCCUUGGCCUUCGGAGGUCUCAUCUCAUUCUCCAGCUACAACUCUGUGCAGUAAGUAACCGCAGAUUUAUCGACGACUUCGUACCAAAUGGGACACCAUUCCCUACUGCGUAGUGCACUAAUUUAGAUAGAGCCCUACGAGCCCUGGUCAAAACAUAGUUCACUGUGUCAUAGGAAAUAGGUUGCCAUUUGGGACUCAAUUCUUUAUUUAGACAUAAGGUAAAGUCUAUCUUGACUCUUUCGAUGAACUCCACUCUUCUGUUUCUCCAGCAACAACUGUGAGCAGGACGCCGUCAUCAUCUCCAUCAUCAACGGCUUCACGUCGGUCUACGCUGCUACAGUCAUCUACUCUAUCAUUGGCUUCAGGGCCACAGAGAGGUUCGACGACUGUCUGGGAGGGUACGUGUUUUCAGUCUGGUUACGUUGAGCUCUGAGCUUGCUUUUUUAGGCCAGGACUUAGGUUUAGUCUGUGUCCGGGAAAAACCGGCACUGAAUGGACGGCCAGAACUGUCUCAAUGACAAUGAUCACAUUCGUAAUUCUGUUUUGCUUGUCUUUGAUAUUCUGCACUGUGCAUUGCUAGCAAAUUCUAGCACGUAGUGGCCUUGUGGUUUUUGUGUAUUAUUGUUGUGUUGUGUAUUAUUGAUUAUUGUUGUGUUGUGUAUUAUUGUUGUGUUGUGUAUUAUUGUUGUGUUGUGUAUUAUUGAUUAUUGUUGUGUUGUGUAUUAUUGUUGUGUUGUGUAUUAUUGAUUGUUGUUGUGUAUUAUUGUUGUGUUGUGUAUUAUUGUUGUGUUGUGUAUUUUCAAGAUUCUUGGCAAAUGGUUCAACCUGAAAACAGUUUGUACUCGACCUACCUCCAGCUCUGUGUGUUGUUGUCCCAUCCAGAAACAUCCUGGCCCUGCUGAACGCUUUCAGCCUUCCUGAGGGCAACAUCACAGAAGGCAACUAUGCAGAAUCCCUACAGAAUCUAAACGGCACCUUCCCAGAGAUCGUCCGGGGUCUGAACCUCAAGACCUGCGACUUGCAAACUUUCCUCAGUCAGGUAUUGAAACGUCAAACUUUCCUCAGUCAGGUAUUGAAAUUGCAAACUUUCUCAGUGACGUACGGUCUCCAGAUCAAAAGCCUUUUACCCAUUUCAAUUGCCGCCAUGUUGGUCAUGGAACAUUUGGUGCCAACAUGGAGAAUAGUUUGCCAAACUCUUACAGUUUAUCUAUGGAUCUGGUUUUAGUCAUGUUUGCCCUGAUGGUGAGUCCUUGUCUUUCAAUAGGGUGUGGAGGGAACCGGUCUGGCCUUCAUCGUGUUCACAGAGGCCAUCACCAAGAUGCCGGUCUCUCCUCUCUGGUCCAUCCUGUUCUUCAUCAUGCUCUUCUGUCUGGGACUGUCCACCAUGUUUGGCAGCAUAGAGGGGGUCGUGGUGCCCCUUCAGGAUCUCAACAUCUUCCCUAAACGGUGGCCUAAGGAGGCGAUCACUGGUAAGUACCUCGGCUUGAAUCAAUUGAGACCAAGUAUCAAUGGACGCAUGAUGCAAUAUACAUUUCCAAUGCAGCGGUCUCCAACUCCUGUCCUGGAGAGCUUAGUGCUGGGCUGGAACAAACACCUGCACAUCCUGUAGCUCUCCAGGACUAGAAAUGAAGACCACUGGUUAAAUGUGCCUUGAAGAAAUAACGCAGUGUUGAUGUGUCUUCUGUUUCAGGUAUUGUCUGUCUGGUGUCAUUCAUUGUUGCCCUGAUAUUUGCUCAGAGUUCCGGUAACUACUGGCUGGCCUUGUUCGACAGCUUCGCCGGCUCCAUCCCUCUCCUAGUCAUCGCCUUCUGUGAGAUGGUAGCUGUGGUCUACAUCUAUGGCAUAGACAGGUGAGUGUUCACCUCCUCUUCGUCCCCGAUCCACCCCAACUUUUUGAGGCAUCACCCACCACAGAAAUCAAUCCAAGUAGCUGUGAAUUUGUGGCAACAGCUAACUAGCUAACGUGUGUUAAUCUUUAAUGAUGCCAAAGUUGGUAGCCUCGUUAAACCAGCCCUGAUCUUGCAAGCUCACAUUCUGUUUCACGUGAUAUGUGAAGUGAAACAAAACGUGAGCGUCCAAGAUCAGGCUGGUUUAACGAGGCUACAAAGUUGGCAUGUAAUGUAGUAUCCAAAGGUUAAUGCUGCACCUAAUUGCUUCUAUUCCUGAUGAGCGUGAAACAGUGAACAGUUCAAGAGAGGUCUGAAGCUGAUGCAAACGUUUUGUCUUUCCACGUCCUUAAGCUCCAGCCUCUCCAACAUGUCUAUUUGUCUGUAUGUGUGUGUAUCAGAGGAGUUGGGCACAGCAGGAGACAAAUGUCCUUCUUCUAUGAGUUAAUUAAGUCUUCUUCUUCUUCUUCUUCUUCUUCUUCUUCUUCUUCUUCUUCUUCUUCUUCUUCUUCUUCUACAGGUUUAACAAGGAUAUAGAGUUCAUGAUCGGUCACAAGCCCAACAUCUUCUGGCAGGUGACCUGGAGGUUCAUCAGCCCUUUAAUCGUCUUAGUCAUCUUCAUCUUCUACUUCAUUACCAAAGUCAGCUCCAAUGUCACCUACAUCGCCUGGAAUCCAAGCUCGGUAUGUUCCUCCUCUAAUGUUCCUCCUCUAUAUGUUCCUCCUCUCAUUUCUCCUCUAUAUGUUCCUCUCUACAUGUUCCUCCUCUACAUGUUCCUCUUCUACAUGUUCCUCUUCUACAUUUCCUCUUCUCUAAUGUUCCUCUUACAGUUCACUCCUCUACAUGUUCCAUCCUCUACAUGUUCCUCUCUACAUGUUCCUCUUCUACAUGUUCCUCUCUACAUGUUCCUCCUCUACAUGUUCCUCCUCUACAUGUUCCUCCUCUACAUGUUCCUCCUCUACAUGUUCCUCCUCUACAUGUUCCUCCUCUACAUGUUCCUUCUACUGUUCUCACAUGUUCUCCUCUACAUGUUCCUCUCUACAUGUUCCUCCUCUACAUGUUCCUCUCUCUCACAUGUUUCCUUCUACAUGUUCUCUCUACAUUCCUCCUCUACAUGUUCUCUCUAAUGUUCCUCCUCUACAUGUUCCUCCUCUACAUGUUCAUCCUUCCUCCUACAUGUUCCUCUCUACAUGUUCCUCUCUCUACAUGUUCCUCCUCUACAUGUUCCUCUUCUACAUGUUCCUCUCUACAUGUUCCUCCUCUACAUGUUUCCUCCUCUUACAUGUUCCUCCUCUACAUGUUCCUCUCACAUGUUCCUUCCUUUCCUCUACAUGUUUCCUCCUCUACAUGUUCUCCUCUACAUGUUUCCUCCUCUACAUGUUCCUCCUCUACAUGUUCCUCUCUACAUGUUCUCCUCUACAUGUUCCUCUCUACAUGUUUCCUUCUACAUGUUCCUCCUCUACAUGUUCCUCCUCUACAUGUUCCUCUCACAUGUUCCUCCUCUACAUGUUUCCUCUACAUGUCCUCUUACAUGUUCCUCCUCUACAUGUUCUUCUACAUUCCUCUACAUGUUCCUCCUCUACAUGUUCCUCCUCUACAUGUUCCUCCUCUACAUGUUCCUCCAUCCCUCUACAUGUUCCUCCUCUACAUGUUCUCCUCUACAUGUUCUCCUCUCAUUCUUCACAUGUUCCUCUCAUUCCGUUCCUCCUCUACAUGUUCCUCCUCUACAUGUUCCUCCUCUACAUGUUCCUCCUCUACAUUUCCUCCUCUACAUUCAAAUCAGGGGCCGUAUUGAUAUCGUAUUGGGCGUCUCACAAUAGGAGUGCUGAUCCAGGAUCAGUUUGACCUUUUACAUCACAUUGAAUAACAUUAAAUGGACAGGGGGGACAUGAUCCUAGAUCAGCCCUCCUGCUCUGAGACACUUAAUGAAUAUGGACCCAGUUAUUUUCCCCCAAGAAGAUAACCUAUUGUGUGACUGAACACUAGGUGCUUCUAGACUACGCCACCCCUUUGGAUUUAAACAGGAGCCAUGGGGAACUAACUGACUACCUGUCACAUAUAGUCAAUACUUAUUUCUAGAUAUUAAUAAUAAUAAUUGCUAGCAUUUUGAUAGCAUUUAUAUGGCGCCUUUCCAGUUUUCAAACCGCUGUAAGGGGGGGAAACUCCCCUCAUCCACCGCCAAUGUUUAGCAUUCUCAAGGACUUGUUUUCUCAUCUCUGUGUUCCGCAGGCUGACUUCCCCACCCUGGAGGUGUUGGAGUAUCCCGCUUGGAUCUACGCCAUCAUCUUCAUCCUAGCAGGAAUCCCCAGUCUGCUGGUGCCAGGCAUGGCCAUAUUCAAACUCAUCCAGACAUGCUGCUGCAACAAAAAUGUCUAUAGAGCAGAAGUCGACACUGUCUCUGCCAAAGUUCAGAUGGAAAUUUCG